UUUCUGUGAAUGGUAAGGCGGUACCUGGGACACAUGACAGAUCCCAGAAGCCGCCGGACCAAUCACAAAGCGCAGCGCUUCUCGCGCAUGCGCACUGGGCAUCCGGCUGUCCGACGAGCGCCGACAUUACAGAAGCGGGAAGACAGCGCGGCCGCUGAAUAGAGGAACAGGUAAGAUUUAAAAAAAAAACUCUGCGGAAAUUAAAAAAAAAAACUCUGCGGAAGUAAGAGCGGGUACCCCCCCCCCUCCCCAAAGGUCAGCAGUCAUCUCUGUACUGUCCGCAGUCUCUGGUCAUCUCCUGUACUGUGUCCGCAGUCCCUGGUCAU
Molecule: messenger RNA, 326 nt
Organism: Staurois parvus
Lineage: Eukaryota; Metazoa; Chordata; Amphibia; Anura; Ranidae
Source: the annotation of a GenBank genome assembly